This is a messenger RNA of Vigna angularis (adzuki bean), 837 nucleotides long. Its product is annotated as chalcone--flavanone isomerase 1B-2. Gene Ontology annotation, biological process: flavonoid biosynthetic process. The coding region runs from base 47 to 700 and encodes 217 amino acids. Gene Ontology annotation, molecular function: chalcone isomerase activity. The record is from RefSeq and is a predicted model, not a curated record. Lineage: Eukaryota; Viridiplantae; Streptophyta; Magnoliopsida; Fabales; Fabaceae. The transcript has 4 exons.
GAAGAAAUCAGAACACAAACAACACUCUCCAUUUGUUGCUCUUACAAUGGCCACAGCAGUCACUGUUGAGUUCCUUGAAUUCCCUGCGUUUGUAACACCUCCUUCCUCGACCAAACCCUAUUUCCUCGGUGGAGCAGGAGUUAGAGGGUUGAAUAUUGAAGGAGAGUUUGUGAAGUUCACGGGAAUUGGGGUUUAUUUGGAAGAGAAAGCUGUUGCAUGGCUCGGUUCUAAAUGGAAGGGCAAAAGUGCAGCUGAAUUGGAGUCCCUUGAGUUCUAUAGAGAUAUCAUCAAAGGUCCCUUUGAAAAAUUCAUUCGAGGGUCAAAGGUAAGAACAUUGGAUGGACCUGAAUAUGUUAGGAAAGUAUCUGAGAACUGUGUGAACUUUAUGAAAUCCAAUGGAAGUUACGGUGAAGCAGAAGAAAAAGCUAUCGAGGAAUUCAGAUAUGCAUUCAAGGAUCAACAUUUCCCACCAGGUUCAACUGUUUUCUAUAGGCAAUCACCCACUGGAACAUUGGGGCUUAGUUUCUCAAAAGAUGAGACGAUUCCAGAAAAUGAGUAUGCAGUGAUAGAGAACAAAGCACUUUCAGAGGCAGUGCUGGAGACUAUGAUUGGAGAGAUUCCUGUUUCUCCUGCUUUGAAACAGAGUUUGACUACAAGAUUUUAUGAGUUUCUGAAAGAGGACAAUUCCAAGACUGAGUGAAAACUGAGAAAUGCAUGAGAUAUACAAUGUUGUCUCCUCAGCCAUUGGUGGUACACUUCCCGUGUUACUCUUAAUCUAAAUAAAUGUAUUCAUAAUCUGAAUAAUGUAAACCAGACAUUCGUAAUCCUUUUUUUUUA